Molecule: messenger RNA, 206 nt
Organism: Cetraspora pellucida
Lineage: Eukaryota; Fungi; Glomeromycota; Glomeromycetes; Diversisporales; Gigasporaceae
Source: the annotation of a GenBank genome assembly
AAGAAGAGCCAAAUUAUGAUAAUAGUGAGCUGGAUGAUGAUGGGUUGGACGAUAGUAGGGCAUAUGAUGAUGAGCUAGAUGAUGGUGAAUUGGAUAGUGAGCUGAAUAAUAAGUUUGAUAAAGAAAUUGAUCCCGAUUAUAAUGAUGAGAGUAUUGUAUAUUUAGAUAAAAAAAUGCAAAAUAAUGAGACAAUGGUAAUUGAUUAA